GUGGUUAAAGCCAUUUGCUGAAAAUAAAUAUGCAAUACACAAUAUGCUUCUAAAAUAUCUUGGGACAAUAUUUAAAAUAUUUACGAUCCUUGUGAAAUUUUUUUACCAAAUCGGACUAUCUGUAAUAUGCAGGGACAUCAAAAUACUCCCUUUACAAUUGACAAUAUUUUAAGUGGAAGUUUAUUUUCUAAACGUGGUAAGAAGGAGACGAAAUGUGAGGAGGACAGUACUUCUAUUAAAGGUGUCGACCUGAGCGUUAGUUCUGUCAGUCCGGUAGAGGAGGACAGCGUUGAUGUCGAAGGUUCGGAUUCAGAUUCUGAAGUGUCCAGUACGUCACAUGUGGUCCCUGUGUGGUCGUCAGAUGUUGAAUCAAGUCUAUCAAAUCGUAGUUUCAAUUCCACGCAAUCAGACCGGGAAUUCUUACAAAAUCAGAAAAAUGAAGGAAAAGACAAUGUACAAAUCGAACAGCUGACACCUUGUAAACCAAGGAAGAAGAGAUCAAGAGCGGCUUUCUCGCAUGCGCAAGUUUUUGAAUUGGAGCGCCGUUUCCGACACCAGCGCUACUUGUCAGGACCGGAAAGGGCCGACUUGGCCAACACCUUAAAACUUACUGAGACACAAAUCAAAAUAUGGUUUCAAAAUAGACGAUACAAGACAAAACGGCGACAAAUCCAAGAACAAUCGUGUUUAAACGCUGCCAAAAAGGCGGAUGUGACACUGCUUAUUAAGGAUGGCAAAAGAAUUCAUUCUAACGGAGAAACUCAGCGAAUGAUUUUCCCUUCAGUGCCAUUAGCCAGCCACUUAGACUACCGUUAUUUUUACUUUGUGCAAUGAUUUUAUUUAUCUCUCCUGUGAUGUACUAUUCUGUCUUUAUAGCACGUGUAGUUCCACGUGCUACAAAUUGACAAUCGCAUUCUUUGCAAUUAGCGAAGGGAAAUUUUAAAUGCAUGUGUACUGGGGUGUUUUGUCUGAAGUCGGGGAUCUUCACAAUGAAGUACUGUCUGGCUCUUUGAAUACUCUUCCGGAAAUGAAACACGUAUUUUAUGAGAUUACAGAAUGGCCUUCUUAAUUCCGUAAUAAGUUAAGUGAAAUCUCGGAAAUUAAAUUAGUACCACACGAAACUACGGACAUUGUCCACACUUUGUCACCUUUUUUAUACAAUAUUCGAUAAAAAUAAAUCCCUUCUGCUAAUUAAUAAGAACAUUUUGCAAACACGCCUGUGAAUUUGUCAUGUACCUUGCAAUACACCUGUAAUAGUAUUUGUUGUUUUAUGAUUUUGUGUGCAUUGAAUGUGUAUAUGUAUAAAAUCAACAAGAAGAUUUUAUUUCUUUGACGUCAUAUCAUAUUGAGUGAUAAAUAUUUAUCUAUAUUAUACGAUGAUGGUUUAGAGUUUCAUAUUUUAAAUACAAUGAACACUUUCAGCAUUAAAAGCAUUUAAAACCUGUCUGAAUUAUUGUCCACUUGACGUGUUACUUGCAGUGAGGCGCGACAAGAAUCUUCAUGAUUAUGGAAAAUAUAACAACUGAGUUGUGAAUGAAAGAUUUAUGUUAGGAUCAGAAAAUAAAGAAAAUUGAAAGUCUGCAGAUAACACUCUAGUGCUUUUCUCACCUAGCCAUUUGUAAGGCAAUAAGAAUUUGUUUCACACCAUCUGGCAUUUCGUUUAUUGUUACUAAGGAGAUAUUAGGUUAUAAUUCGCAGGCAGACAGGCAGGGAUUUUUUUCUCAAAAUAUAUAAAUAUAUGUUAUUAUACAUGUAUUAGUUUGUUGUAAUUCACCUGUAUGUAUUAAAACAGUUAUAUAAUUUGAAAAA
Molecule: messenger RNA, 1809 nt
Organism: Ostrea edulis (European flat oyster)
Lineage: Eukaryota; Metazoa; Mollusca; Bivalvia; Ostreida; Ostreidae
Product: homeobox protein Nkx-2.2a-like
Exons: 2
Coding region: 127-834 (235 amino acids)
Biological process (GO): regulation of transcription by RNA polymerase II; cell differentiation
Cellular component (GO): nucleus
Molecular function (GO): DNA-binding transcription factor activity, RNA polymerase II-specific; RNA polymerase II cis-regulatory region sequence-specific DNA binding
Source: RefSeq, a predicted model, not a curated record